GGGGAAGGGAAGGGGAGGGAGGAAAGGAGGGACGGAAGGGAUAUUGAUGCUGCAGUAGCAGGCCAGAGCUGGUCUGGGUCCAACUUUUUAUUUUCGUUGGGGUGGGCCAUGUGUGCGAGCAAUUGGGCCCACUCGAUGUCGGAAGACUGGAAACUCAGGCAAGGGAGGGGAGGACGCGGUGAGUGGCUAUUUUGGAAAUUCACAAUUCGUCUAACUUACGAGCUGAAGUCACGCAGGUUCUCGGAUAACGUGAAGCAUUCAGUAUAGUGGUUGCACACAACGAAGUUUUACAGGGGGAGAUUGAAGUGCUCACGCACGCACUGAGGCGGCAAGCGGUGGAGACCGUUUUAUCGUUUAAUCUGUGGGCAGCUUUCCCGCUCCCUGAGAGUUUCCAUCAAUUUUCACAAUAAAGGUCAGGUGGAGGACCUGUUUGAGCAGGUGCAUUUGGAGUUUUUACCGCAACUAUAGUAGCUUUUCAUAUUAGCAUAGGAGCUUCCUUUGAUCUGGUCUAAUCACACAAUUGAAGGUGUGAGGGCUUAGUGAUGGACCGGGAACGGGAGAGAGACAAAAUGAAUGCUCAUAUGCAAGAACUACGUCAAUCAGGACUCUCUCUGAGCAUGUAUCCAGGUCCUUCAGACAACCGCAAGAAAGAGGAUAAUAGAUUUUCUGACGGAGGAAUGUUCAGCCUGGGCAGUACAUUGAUAAAAAAUAGGUCGGGCGAUGGAAAGCUUGUACAAUUUGGAGAAACAGGUGAUAUGACAUUGUCCGAGAAGAAUCUAAGGAUGGGUUCAGAGGCCCCUUCUGGUGUCGAAGAACGAAGAUUAACAGCAAACAGCAACCUUCAUCUUGACUCCAGGGUGGAAGCAGUCCAUUCGUUGACACCUAUGGGUCUUCUAUCGGAUUCUACAUCGCCUCCUCAUCAACCUUCAAAUGCACAAACUCCACCUUUGUAUAGGCAAGGAAUUCCUCCACAAAGAGGUUCUCCACCUUCAGGAGGGAUUAUAGCGGGUGCUCAUGUGAACGAAGGGCAAAAAACUUUCGCAAAGGAACCUCAUUCACUCCACAUGGCGAUGGAUCCUUCCAAAAGGUCGAUGACUGUGCAUGGACCCCCUGUUGAUCAUCAACAAAUUUCGAAGGCCGGUCAACGACGUCGGACUCCUAAUACAAGGGAGACCAAGGGGAUGGUAUCUGCCGGAAGUGCCCCUCAGCAAGUUUUUCAUCAACAUGCCCUUCAGCAACUCCAUCAACAGCAACAUGGUAUUCAGCACGUUUUGUAUCACCAUCCAAGUCAGCAUUCACAAGAAAGUUUCUACCUGCAAGGCCAAUACAAUGGUGCUGCUCAAAACGCACAACUUCAGACUAUGCAACAAUUCAACUCUUCUCAACAUCAUGCGAUGCCUCAGCCCCAAGGCCUUUUUAUGUCUAAUCACUCUUUGAAGGUCGAACCGGUUGAACUUGAGCGUAGCGCCUCAGUAGAUAGAGUGCAACUUGAGAAGGUUUCCUCUAUUGACAGAUCUUCACCACCUGACUCUCUUUCUCCCAAAGAAAGUGUAUCUGUAGCCGAAACCAGAGGGGUAGGGGAUGCGGAUUUGAAGAAGAUGAAUACAGAUGAGAGCAAACCUUCAGUCUCUCUAGGUUCGGCAGCAGAGUCAAAAGAUUCUGUGCGAUCUGGUAUACGUAGAGAUGGAGGGGACAGGGAGAGUCUGCAUCCUCAAAGCCAGUCAUCCGGAAGAACUUCCAGGGAGAAUAUGUUUGCAGAUUUAAAUGCAGAGCCUCCUGCUAGUGAUGGAGAAGAUGAAUGCCUUCUCCGAAUUGACGACGCGACGACUAUUGCCCAACCCGAAUCAAGUCGAACCACAACGGAAGAAAAGAGGAAGAGGAAAAAGACAAUCAAGGAUCCAAAAAUUUUGAAAGAAGGAGAAGAAGUGGACAACAAGAAAGCUAUCAAGGUUGUGAAAUCACGUGCGAAACCAAAGGUGGAAGUAGUGAUGGAUGGAAUUGAAGGCGAUGGAGACAAUCAUCUUGUAGGCGUGCUAACAACGAAAGAUGAUAAACUCAAAAGUCUGAAAGAUGGUCUGGUUUGUGUUACGAGGAAGCAGCCCAAGAACGCAAAUGCCCAUUUUACACUCGGGCUUUUGUAUCAACGUUCAGGACAUUUUGCCAAGGCUGGAUUAUGUUACACUCAAGCUAUAGAAGCCUUGAAGCAAUCUGAGGUGGACUCGAAUGCUCCAAGACCGCAAUUGAUGGCCACGAUACAGGUUCAUCACGCACAGUGUCUUUUGGAAGAGCUUUUUGGAGUCGAGGGUGAACCCGAAAAAGGUUUAACAGAUGAUGCUCUGGAGAAGCUUGUUCUCAAGCUGAAAGUAGCUACGCUCAUGGACAUUGGUCAAGCAGCUGUCUGGAGUACUCUUGGACUCCUACUACUACGAGCAGGGAAAGACAAAAGCGCAAUACAAAUCUUGACCUCACUGUUAGAAGUCGUCCCAGAUCAUUUGGACGCUCUCAACAAUCUAGGCGUUUCUUAUCUCCACAGUGGUGAGCUUGCACGGGCAGCACGUUGUUUUCAAACGGUUCUUGAGAAGGACAAGACUCGUCCUGGUGCUUUUUCGAACUACGCAGUCCAACUUCUGCACCAAUAUGGGUCAUUCUUCGCCAGUGCAGGAGCAGGAGCAGGGCCAGAGGCCUAUUUGACACGACAGGCAGCAGCAAAAGCUGCCCAGCAAUGUUCAGAGGCAGCUUUGAAAGAAGAUGCAAAAGCAGGUCAUGUCUGGUCCAAUUUGGCUGCUGCGCAUACUGCGCUGGGCAACAUAGAAAGCGCAAGCCAGUGCUUAGAGCAGGCAGCAAGACUGGACCCUACAAGGAUGUCCACCCGAUAUGCUGUUGCAGCCCAUCGAAUCAGAGAUGCAGAAAGGUGCGAGAAUUCCUCAGACCAGUUGGGAUAUGCAGCCAAUGAGAUGGCCUCUAUAUUAAGAGAAGGAGAUGCCACCACAGCUCAACCUUCCCUGGGUUGGUCGGGACUAGCAAUGGUUAAUAGGGCACAACAUGAAUCGGCUGCAGCAUUUGAGGAAGGAGGCGUCAACCUGAAAGAAGCAGAAGACAGAGCUCUUCAUACACUUGAACAGGCCAUAGAUGAAGAUCCUCAAGAUGCUCUUCAAUGGCAUCAAAUGGGUUUGCACACAUUGUGUACUUUGCAAUUUGGAGCUGCACAAAAGUUUCUGAAGACUUCUAUUGCCCGACAACGAUCAUGUUCUCCAGCAUGGACCAAUUUAGGUAUUGCCCUACAAUUAUCCGAAGAUCCAUCGAUUGCCGAAGGAGUGUACAAGGAGGCUCUUGUUCAUGCUCCCCAAGAACAAGCGCACAGCAUACACGCAAAUCUGGGUAACUUGUACCGGCAACAGAAAAGAUUCAGCGAGGCUCAUGAGUGUUUCAAAAAAGCUUUGGAGCUUUGCCCGGAUUAUGCUCCAGCAUGUAACAAUUUGGGGCUCUUAUAUGUCGCUGAGAACAAGUGGCAGGAAGCAAUUUCCUCCUUCGACAGAGCUCUGAGGGCAGACCCUUAUUUGGAUGCAGCAAAAUCGAAUCGCAUGAAAGCGAUAGCCCUUGCACAAAUGCAGGGAAACACCAUCGAGGAAUCCGGACCCCCUUUCAAUCCGGCAUCUGAACCUACUGCCACCAGCCUCCUGGUGGAUAGUGCAACUGCCGUCGUGGCUAGCUUGUCUGUACACAGUCCUCCCCAGCAACCUCAGAGAGAUCCUUUUCCCUUGCCAUCAGUUUCAUAGCAUCGCAAUUUCAUAGUGAUCAUGUAGAAGGCGGCGAAUAUUUUCUGAUUACUGGUACAAUUUGUCAAUAUGAACCACGGCGGUCGAAGUAGUCAUUGUAAAGAGCUGAAUUAGUCGGGAUAACGCAAACACCCUUUACUUAGAAUCAGAUCGUAAGUCAGGCUGAGUUUAGUCACAAGCUUCUCAAAGUCCGUCCUCUGGGCAGCUGUGUCGAGUACCGGUCGUACGGCCGUACCUCAUCAGUAAUAAAGAGAAAUGUCAUUGGCGCU
Marchantia polymorpha subsp. ruderalis is the source of this 4045-nucleotide messenger RNA. NCBI's taxonomy places the organism in Eukaryota, Viridiplantae, Streptophyta, Marchantiopsida, Marchantiales, Marchantiaceae. The record is from the annotation of a GenBank genome assembly.